AAAGGGGCCAGGUGAGGAGGAGACACAGGAGCACCUCUCUCUCUCUCUCUCUCUCUCUCUCUGUCUCUCUCUCUCUCGCUGUGACGUGGUGUGUGUGUACGUGUGUGUGUGUGAUGUGUCAGAGUGUGUUCGCUGUGUGUGGGGGGGAGAGAGCGAAACAGGUCGGCUCUCCUUCAGAAGACUGUGAACCUGCACAGGAGGAAGCAGCCGUCUCUAGAGAUCUUUCCAACUGAAAUCCAUAUUAGAGAGACAAGGACGCCCUCACUAUAAGUCACAAGGAACUGAGCGACUGUCAUCGUCUGCCGAGCUCCAGGCUAAAUUCUACCUGGGUCAGGACCUGUUCCCUCCUAGCUGCCAUGACAGACACCAUUGCCUGAGCUUCUCACCCUAUGACAGGGGAGGAUGGGUGAUGGGCCCAUGAAAUUCGGCAGACUCUCUCCUGCUUAUCCCAUCCCCUCAUGGAGCAUCCUGUCACAGCAAGCCCCUCCUGGAACAAUUCUCUCUCCAUCACCCCCACCUUUCCAGCCUUGCUACACCAGAAUAUCUCUAACGUGACAGAGCCCGUCGCAAACAUCCCAGGUGGGAUCGAUCUGAAUCAGUCCCUGGCACUAUUGGCUAUGGUCAUCAUGGAUGUGCUAGCAGUGGUGGGGAAUUUGGCCGUGAUGAUUGUCAUCACCAGAACGCCACAGCUUCGCAAAUUUGCAUUUGUAUUCCACCUCUGCCUGGUGGACCUGCUGGCAGCGUUGGUGUUGAUGCCCCUGGGGAUGCUGUCAGACCGAAUCGUGGUGGACGAGGCGCUGUGUCGGAGCUACCUCUGCCUGAGUGUGUGUCUAGUAAGUGCUGCCAUCCUCACCAUAUGUGCCAUCAACGUGGAGCGUUACUACUACAUCGUCCACCCCAUGCGUCAUGAGGUGAAGAUGACAGUCGGGGUGGUCGUGAUGGUAUUAGUGGGAAUCUGGAUUAAAGCCGUUGUCAUGUCAGUGCUGCCUCUGCUGGGAUGGCUGCUCCAGGGAAAACAGGGUCUGGGGACACCUUCAGUUGUCCUUCAUGGCCAGAGACACUGCUCCCUUCACUGGACAGGAGGCAGGACUGUACGGCUGCUUUUCAUGGUGUUUUUUACUUUCAUCUAUUUUCUGUGCCCCAUGCUGAUCAUUCUGGUGGUCUACUGCAACAUGUUCAAGGUGGCACGGGUAGCAGCCAUGCAGCAUGGCCCCCUACCUACUUGGAUGGACACGCCGCGACAACGGUCCGAGUCCAUCAGCAGCCACUCCACCAUGGCAGCCAGCCUUGGCGGAACUGGUGCCCGCACAACCCCUCAGAGGACCUUCAGCGGCGGGAAAGCCGCCUUGGUCCUUGUAACAGUGGGAGGCCAGUUCUUCUGCUGUUGGUUGCCAUAUUUCUCCUUCCACCUUUACUCGGCUGUAAUGUCUACCUCUCCUGCCUCUUUGGCCCAGCUGGAGGAUGUGGUCACGUGGAUUGGCUAUUUCUGCUUCACCUCCAACCCCUUCUUCUACGGCUGCCUGAACCGGCAGAUUCGUGAGGAGCUGGGUCGCCACCUGGCUUGCCUCUUCAAGCGGGCUGGGCCCAUCGAAGGGGAGCAGCUGCCUAGCCGUGAGGCCUCUAUCGAGGAGAACUUUUUGCAGUUCCUUCAGGGUACUGGAUGCAAUCUGGAGCCCUGCAACUCUCACAGCAGAGCCAGCCCAGAGGGGCCAGAUACUGAGGGUCAUCAGGAAUCAGCUGUUCAGCAUAACAUGCCAGCUGACUUCCACAUCCCAGGGCAGAUCCUUGAGGAAACCUCAGAGUUCAUACAGCGGCAACAGCUGAACAAUGAGCUACAUGUAUCAGAGAACUGCUGCAAAACUGUACCCGAGCUGUAGCUGCCUCUCGUGUACUGUCUCUGCCAGCUAUAAUCUUAUAAAUGUACUUUUAUUCAUAUUUUCUAAAAUUUGUUGAAUUGAUACAUCAGUUCACAAUACAUGCAAAAAUGGUAUCUUCUUUGAAGACUUAAGUUGUGAAGCUUUCAGAUUCCCACCAGUUCCCAUCAGCCAUGACGCUACAGCAUUACAUCUUUUGAGAGCCAUACUGUGUCAGGCAGUUUUCGGUGUGGUGUUGGUGGUGCAGAUCGACACUGAACCCUUGCUGUGUCAGACAUGGAUCAGCAGAAUGGCAAACAUCACAUAAUCAUAACGAAGUGCUGAAACCGUCCAGGGGAAACUCAGUUUUCAGUGUUGGAUAAGAGACGUUAGAAGAAUGUUAUGAGUGAAGAUUGAAAAGUGUCUUUAGACUUUAGAAUAUAAAGUAUCUUACAGAAAACUGUAGAUGCGAUGUAUAUGCCCUCCUCUGAAAUUUUCUGUUUCAUUUAUUUUGAACUAGAGGUUGAAAUAUUCUCUCAUUUUUGUCUUUUAAACCUUGAAGAAGCCCCUUGACAAUCAGCUCAGAUUGACCAAACAGAUAUUUUAUUAAUGAUUUAACCAGUGACCUAGCCAUAACCAAACCAGCCUGCUGCCCCUCUAUUUAAUAGUUCAUCUCCAGCAAAGUGUUAUGUUGUGCAACCGUGACGGAAGCAAAAAGCAUAAAGGUAAAAGUAAAAAAGCUUGUCAAUUAUUGUAGCUGUGAUCACCAGUUUGUUUGGAGAGUUAUGAUAAAGAUCUGUUUUCAUCAUCAAAGUGCGUUCAUUCCAUAUUCAAUGCCAUUAUUAAAAACAAACUGUCUUUCCAUUUGAAAUAUUCAUUGUGUUGAAAAGGAUCGUUUCACAGCUGGUGCUGCUGGUGAUAUUUAUAAUAAACAAGCUGACACACCAGUGUAUUUUUAGCCAUUUUCCAGGAACAUUAUUAUCAUGUUUAUCUGUUCUUAGUCUUGUGAUUAUCACCUCCUCGACAAAAUCAUCUCACAUUGGUGGACUCGUGAUUUCACCCCCUUGCACUCAAAGAAAAACAUUGUGACUGGUAUAAUUUGUGUGACAGUGAUGGUGUUAAGGAUUGCGGCAAACACAUCAGCAACAACACAUGAAAACUGACAAUCUGUUGAAAUAAGGUUUGAUGCGGACAGAUUCUGACAUCGCAACCAGUCUGCAUUACCUCCAAGAUGUCUGCCGUGCUGUUUACAGGUAAACACAGGAGCGGUGUGAGUGCGCUUGUGUUUGUGCUUUAAACAGCCAGGCUUGUUGUGGCUAUACACAGCACACAGGUGAGACAAUGCUUACACAAGGCAAGAUUUGCCUUUGGCCUCAUUCAGCAGCAAAUGGAAGACACAGGUGAUUCUUUCUCUGAUCUCAGGUGGACUACAAACAGUUUGCACACGUCACAGGAGCUGUGACACAAGUUCCAAAGAAAAUUACGCGGCAUGACUCUCUUACUAGACACUUUUUUGGGUCUUCUUUUAUACUUGCUCUCCCUUGCUGCCUUCAUCUAUUUUGGACCACAUGGACUUGGCAUGAUCACAAGACACUAAACACAAGGCGAAAUGCAGGGAAGGGUCAUAUUUUGCUGGGAGUCAGAACAAUAAAAGGUCCUUUUGUCAUGGGAGAGGCAUAAUGUGCUUAAUUGCCUCGCAAUAUGACUUUGUUGUUGAUUGUUUUUCAGAUAGGGUUAUCAUGUCAUUUUCUUUUAAAAAUGUUCCUCUUGAGUCAAGAGACGGUGCAGUAAUGUGAGGCCCAAAAUUAGUUCAACACAAAAUAAAACGAUGAGCACAAGACAAUAUUACUGCCAUAAUCCUUAACGUUCUACAGUUUGUAUGCAUUUUUGAUUUUAUUUUUAUUGUACCUAACAAAAUAGCAUAAAACUAGCUUGAUUGAUUACACCAGCAUACAAGUUUUAAUUUCUUUAGAUAAACUGAGAUCCAUCCUCUUUGAGCGUUAUUGAUCUUGUCCUGUUCAUGGCACAAUGUUGUAAUAAAUUCAGUGAGUCUGGAGUCAUUAAAGCUCCUUUUGGUUGAGUGUACAUCAAUCCACCAUUCAAUCAGAUGAAUUUCCGUUACCUUAGCAGCAAAAUUGCCCCGACCAAUCUGAUUAAAUGCUUUAGGCUCUAUUUCUGCCACCAUCUGUUGAUCACAUGGAAGGCAAAAUAAUCUGUUCUGAAGGGGAAGGAAUGAUAAAACAGUUUUGUUCACUGUAAAUAAUCAAUCUGGUCGAUAUGUUCAUUUUCCUUUCUGUAUCUGUUUUUAUGUACCUGACCUGAAAAGACUGUUUGGACUCUUCAUCAUCAGGGUUUGCUUCUCCCUUGUUAAUAUUUCCCUGUGUACUGGUUACCCGUCAGUUGAAAUGAUUAAAG
This is a messenger RNA of Scatophagus argus, 4268 nucleotides long. It is a transcript of the gene gpr61, whose product is annotated as G protein-coupled receptor 61. Bases 459 to 1877 code for a protein of 472 amino acids. The transcript is spliced from 2 exons. Gene Ontology annotation, biological process: G protein-coupled receptor signaling pathway. NCBI's taxonomy places the organism in Eukaryota, Metazoa, Chordata, Actinopteri, Scatophagidae. Gene Ontology annotation, molecular function: G protein-coupled receptor activity. Gene Ontology annotation, cellular component: plasma membrane; endosome; signaling receptor complex. The record is from RefSeq and is a predicted model, not a curated record.